GAGAGUUGGCCAUAGUCAUUCAAGAAGUCUCAGCUUCCAAGGAGCAUUUCGCGAUCGUAUAGAAAUGCUGCUUUCGGCGCAGACCUUUGUGGGACAAGUGUUGGUUAUCCUUGUCUUUGUGCUAAGCAUUGGGUCUCUUGUAAUCUAUUUCAUCAACUCUACUGACCCUGUUGGAAGCUGUUCUUCAUAUGAGGACAAAACCAUCCCCUUUGAUCUGACUUUCAAUGCUUUCUUCAGUUUCUAUUUUGGGUUGAGAUUUUUGGCAGCCGAUGACAAGGUCAAGUUCUGGCUGGAGAUGAAUUCGAUCGUAGACAUAUUUACCAUCCCACCAACCUUCAUUUCUUAUUAUUUGAAGAGAAAUUGGCUGGGUUUAAGGUUCUUGAGAGCCUUGCGGCUGCUGGAACUCCCACAAAUCUUGCAAAUUCUGCGAGCCAUCAGGACCAGCAAUUCAGUGAAGUUUUCCAAACUGUUAUCAAUCGUUCUCAGUACGUGGUUCACUGCGGCAGGAUUCAUCCACCUGGUGGAGAAUUCUGGUGAUCCCUGGCUCAGAGGUAGAAAUUCACAGAAUAUAUCGUAUUUUGACUCCAUUUACCUGGUCAUGGCGACAAUGUCCACUGUUGGCUUUGGAGAUGUGGUAGCCAAGACAUCCCUGGGACGGACUUUCAUCAUAUUCUUCACUUUGGGGAGUUUGGUAAAGAAUAUUUUUAAUAUCUUUUGA
Molecule: messenger RNA, 718 nt
Organism: Camelus dromedarius (Arabian camel)
Lineage: Eukaryota; Metazoa; Chordata; Mammalia; Artiodactyla; Camelidae
Product: potassium channel subfamily U member 1
Exons: 7
Coding region: 65-718 (217 amino acids)
Biological process (GO): potassium ion transmembrane transport
Cellular component (GO): postsynaptic membrane
Molecular function (GO): large conductance calcium-activated potassium channel activity
Source: RefSeq, a predicted model, not a curated record